AUGGCGUGGAAGUCCCCCGAUUCUGGAUUUGCACAAGUGUUGAUAACAUGUCAUCUCUGUUCUAAUCAAGUAGAGCUUUACUGUUCCACCUGCGGCAUAAAUUUAUGUGGAGGUUGUGUUGGUCAGCAUAUGCUUUCUCUGUCAUUGCAGAAACACGAUGUCGUCAAAUAUUCCUCAAAAUAUGACGUCAUCUUUCAACCAUUCUGUAAUGCGCAUCCUGAUCUGAAGUGCGAGAUUUACUGCGAAGAGUGUGAAUCUCCUGUUUGUUCUAAAUGUGUCGUUUCUAUGUCACAUAACAACCAUCACUUCAAGGAACUCCAGGAAAAGUAUACUAUCUUGAAGGAAACCAUAGCAAAAGAUACCGAAACUCUCGAAAGCUUAAUUGUGAAAGAAUAUCAAAAUAUUGUUGGAGAGCUGCAGGGAUUAACAGCUGACUUAUCAAAUAACUAUUCUAAUCUCCGAUCAGCUGUCUUACAGAGAGGGGACGAAUUACAUCAGCUUAUAGACAGCGCCAUCACAAAAUGCCAUUCCGACAUUGAUGCAAUGGAAAAUCAAGAAAUCAGCAGAGUUGAGCAGAACCUGUCCGUGUUUCAAAGGCUCCUGAAAACUGUGCAAAACAAAAUUAAGGAGAAUUACAAAUACCUCCAGUCGAUGGACAAAGAAAUGUUAAGCUACAGUUCUAUGCUGACUGAAUUUAGAGAGGUCCCUUCAAGAUUAACGCUUGCAGUUCCUCCUAUGUUCAUUCCCGCAACAAUGGGCAUGAAUACUGAUGAUAAGUUUUUAAAAUACAUAGGCAAAAUUAUCCCCUCUAAAAUCAUAAUUAAUGAUUCUUACACACUUACCCAGACGUAUUCUAACAGAGAAUUGCUGAGAAAACCAUACGUCAUUGCCACCAUCGAAAUCCCUAAGUACGUAUACAAGAAUCUGUGUAGACUCUGCUGUGUUGGAAAGGAACAAGCAUGGGUCAACGGCUCAAGUAAAUCUCUGAUUCGAUGUGAUAAGCAGGGUUCAAUCAUGGAGGUUGUUGAUACACUCUCUGGUGAUAUUCCGGUUGGUUUGGCUGUUACUAAAGACGAAGAACUAAUGUACACUGAUCGGAAAGCCAAAAGCAUCAACAUUGUACGAAAUGGUACCACAGAGGUGCUUUGCAAACCAAAGUGGUUCCCAGGUACCAUAUGCUCCACAGACGACGGGGAUUUUCUGGUUGCAAUGUGGAAUGGCUUGAGUGGGAAGAAAAAAGAAAUCAAAGUCACAAGGUUUUGUAAAACAGGUGUAAAGCAAGAUAUUCAGUACGAUGAAAAAGGACAGCCACUUUUUAAAAUUGAAGGCGAAUUUACAGGUCUUGCUGUCACUGAGAACAGAAACGGGAAUAUUUGUGUAGCAGACUGGAAUGCGAAUGCCGUUGUUGUCGUCGAUAGGAGAGGAAAACCUAGAUUCAAGUACCCUGGGGAAGGAGAAGGCUUGUUUAUUCCACGGUAUAUUACAACAGACAGUCAGGCUCAUAUUCUUAUUUCCGACAUCAAGAACCAAUCUGUACAUGUUCUCGACGAGGAUGGAAAUGUAGUUUUGCUCAUAGAUAAUUGUGGAUUUUCCAAUCCUUAUGGUAUCAGUGUUGACAAUGAAGAUAAUCUGUGGUUACUGGAACGGUUUGGGAAAAUAAAAAUCAUUAAGUAUCUGAAGUAG
Saccostrea echinata is the source of this 1683-nucleotide messenger RNA. RefSeq lists its product as uncharacterized. Gene Ontology annotation, cellular component: nucleoplasm; chromatin. Gene Ontology annotation, biological process: positive regulation of DNA-templated transcription. Bases 1 to 1683 code for a protein of 560 amino acids. Gene Ontology annotation, molecular function: zinc ion binding; ubiquitin-protein transferase activity. The transcript has a single exon. Lineage: Eukaryota; Metazoa; Mollusca; Bivalvia; Ostreida; Ostreidae. The record is from RefSeq and is a predicted model, not a curated record.